AUGACGGAUCAGGAGCAGGUGAGUGUUACUCCGCAAGGAGGUUUCAGUUUCCCCAAGGAGGAAGAAGAAGUUAUCAAGCACUGGGAUAAAGUGGAUGCAUUCCAGAGAACAUUGCAACUCACCCAGGAUUUGCCACCGUUUGCCUUCUUUGAUGGUCCGCCUUUUGCUACAGGAACUCCCCAUUAUGGGCACAUCUUGGCCUCUACAGUGAAGGAUAUCAUCCCUCGUUACGCUACAAUGAAUGGGUACCAUGUGGAAAGAAGGUUCGGGUGGGAUACCCACGGUUUGCCAGUUGAGCACGAGAUCGACAAGAAAUUGGGCAUCACUUCCAAGGAGGACGUUUAUGCCAUGGGUAUCGACAAGUACAAUGCCGAGUGUAGGUCCAUCGUUAUGAGAUAUGCCGACGAAUGGAGAAGAACCAUCAAGAGAUUGGGCAGGUGGAUCGAUAUGGACAAUGACUACAAGACCUUGUACCCCGAGUUUAUGGAGUCGGUGUGGUGGGCGUUCAAGCAAUUGUUUGAGAAGGAUGCUGUAUAUAGAGGACUAAGAGUCAUGCCCUACUCAACGGGCUGUACCACCCCGUUGUCCAAUUUCGAAGCGCAACAGAAUUAUAAAGAGGUCAAUGACCCGGCCAUCACCAUUGCAUUCCCCUUGGUCGAUGACCCAGAUACCAUCUUGGUUGCCUGGACAACUACUCCAUGGACGUUGCCGGCAAACAUUGCCUUGGCAGUCAACCCUGCAUUCACCUAUGUCAAGAUCUACGAUGAAAAGGCCAAAAAGCACUAUAUUCUCUUGGAAGAGUUGAUCAGCACGCUCUACAAAAAGCCAGCUCAAGCAAAGUACAAGGUGGUGGAAAAGAUCCCUGGCGACAAGUUGGUUGGCUUGAAAUAUGUGCCCUUGUUUGACUACUUUUAUGAUACUUUCAAGGACUAUGGUUUCAAAGUCAUCCCAGGUUCAUACGUUACCAACGACUCGGGUACUGGUAUUGUGCACCAGUCUCCAUCGUAUGGUGAAGAGGAUUUCAACUGUGCCACCGCUGCUGGUGUCAUUAAUGAAAAGAGACCUCCUCCCAGCAUCGUCGAUGAUGUUGGUAAAAUGACGGCCGAUGCCAAAUUGGUGAGCGGAAUGUAUUUCAAGGAUGCCGAUAAGGUCAUCAUCAAAACUUUGGUUGACCAAGGUAGAAUCUUGGUCAACUCUCAAUCUAAGCACUCGUAUCCGUUCUGUUGGAGAUCAGAUACCCCCUUGAUGUACAAAACGGUUCCCGCGUGGUUCGUUAGAGUAGGUGAAGUUAUUCCAGAGAUGUUGGACAAUGUUGAGAAAACCAACUGGGUGCCUUCAAACAUUAAGGAAAAGAGAUUUUCAAACUGGAUCGCAAAUGCCAGAGACUGGAAUGUUUCCAGAAACAGAUACUGGGGUACCCCGAUCCCAAUCUGGGUCAGUGACGACUUUGAAGAAAUUGUUUGUGUGGGCUCCAUUGACGAGUUGAAGCAAUUGUCUGGUCGUGAUGACAUCACUGACAUCCAUCGUGAGAGCAUCGACUCGGUGACCAUCCCAUCAAAGAAGGGUAAAGGCGAUUUAAAGAGAAUCGAAGAAGUGUUUGAUUGCUGGUUCGAAUCCGGUUCCAUGCCCUACGCAUCCAAGCAUUACCCAUUUGAAAACAAGGAUAAAUUUUUGAACGCAUUCCCUGCAAACUUUAUAUCUGAAGGAUUGGAUCAAACCAGAGGUUGGUUUUACACUUUAACGGUUUUGGGUACUCACUUGUUCAAGACUGCGCCUUAUCAGAAUGUUAUUGUCACAGGUAUCGUUUUGGCUGCCGAUGGUAAGAAAAUGUCGAAGCGGUUGAAGAAUUAUCCUGACCCGGGCAUCGUUUUGGAGAGGUAUGGUGCAGAUGCUUUGAGAUUGUACUUGAUCAACUCGCCUGUCUUGAGGGCGGAAACGUUAAAGUUCAAAGAGGAAGGUGUCAAGGAGAUUGUUUCGAGUGUUCUUUUGCCAUGGUACAACUCGUUCAAGUUCUUCAAAGAUAGUGCCGACUUGUUUGAGAAAAACACCGGCACCAAGUUUGUUUACGACGCUAGCUUGAAAUCGGAAAACGUGAUGGAUAGAUGGUUGUUGGCCUCGAUCCAAUCUUUGAUCCAGUUUAUCCACGAAGAGAUGAAGGGUUACAGAUUAUACACUGUUGUUCCAAGAUUGCUUCACUUUAUCGACGACUUGACCAAUUGGUACAUCAGAUUCAACCGUCGUAGAAUCAAGGGUUACGCAGCCGAGGAUAUCGAUGACACCAAAAAAGGUCUCAACACUUUAGUUGAAGCCUUGUUAAUCUUGUCGAGAGCAAUGGCCCCUUUCACUCCAUUUUUGGCUGACGGUAUCUACCAAAGAAUCAAGGAGUAUUUCAGUGAAAAGACAUUGGCAGGCGUCACCGUUAACCCAAAGAUUAAAGAUUUCGGCUCUGUGCAUUUCUUGUCGUAUCCAAGUGUAAGAAAUGAGCUUUUCGAUGAGCAAAUUGAAGUUGCUGUCGGAAGAAUGCAAAAAGUCAUUGAUUUGGGAAGAAACAUUAGGGAAAAGAAUAUGAUUUCACUCAAGACACCUUUGCAGACCCUUGUCAUCAUAAACUCCAACCCCGAAUACCGUAAGGACGUUGAAUCUUUGAAGGAAUACAUCAGCGGCGAGUUGAAUGUUCGUGAUAUCAUCAUCACAGAUGACGAAGACAAAUAUGGCGUUGUCUAUUCCCUACUCGCAGACUGGCCUGUGUUGGGUAAGAGACUCAAGGGUGACUCCAAAAAAGUCAAAGCUGCAUUACCCAAUGUCACCUCUGACGAAGUCAAGGAGUUUGCCAGGAACGGCAAGAUUACAGUUGAUGGAGUUGACUUGUUUGACACUGAUCUUCAAAUUCAAAAAGGCUUGGGCGACAACGCUCAUGGCUUGGAGUGCCGUUCGUCUCAAGACACGCUUGUUUUGCUUGACACCAAUCUUCACCCAGAGUUGGAAAGCGAAGGAUUGGCUAGAGAAAUUCUUAAUCGUAUUCAAAGAUUACGUAAAAAGGCAGGAUUGCAGUCUACUGACGACAUCAUUGUUGCUUACAAGCUCAUUCAGGAUAAAAUGAAUUUUAAAGACUGUGUUAGUGCGAAUGAAGAGUUGAUUCUCAAGACUACUAAAUUCCCAUUGAAAGAAGUUGACGGUGACGAAGAUGACGUUGUUGUUACGGAAGAACAGACCAUCAAUGACACUGUGUUUAACUUGUCGUUACUCAGAGUUUAA
Messenger RNA from Lodderomyces beijingensis, 3255 nucleotides. Lineage: Eukaryota; Fungi; Ascomycota; Pichiomycetes; Serinales; Debaryomycetaceae. The record is from the annotation of a GenBank genome assembly.